This is a messenger RNA of Anneissia japonica, 821 nucleotides long. Its product is annotated as short transient receptor potential channel 4-like. The transcript is spliced from 5 exons. Gene Ontology annotation, molecular function: inositol 1,4,5 trisphosphate binding; store-operated calcium channel activity. The annotation marks the transcript as partial. Gene Ontology annotation, biological process: calcium ion transmembrane transport; regulation of cytosolic calcium ion concentration; manganese ion transport. Gene Ontology annotation, cellular component: membrane; cation channel complex. The record is from RefSeq and is a predicted model, not a curated record. Lineage: Eukaryota; Metazoa; Echinodermata; Crinoidea; Comatulida; Comatulidae.
GCAAUGCUCUCUGAGCAAAUAUAAAGAAAGAAUUAAAGAGGUGUAGCGCAAUCACCGACUAUAAUUAUUCGUUUUUCGUGAUUCGUGAAAGGUGAAGUAUAAAUAUCAAAGGAAGUUAAUAACGUCUAAAAAUGACAGUAACUGAGGAAUAUUUCGACGCAAUAGCCACCGGUGAUAUCAACAAAUUAGAACAACUCUUAAAACAUUCCAACAGUUUAGGCCUGGAUGUUAACUUCACAGAUAGUAAUGGUUUAAAUGCAUAUGCUGUUGCCAUCAAUGAAGGACUUGAAGUACUCGUUAAAAUUUUACUGGCAUAUAAAGUUGAACUGAAAGACGCUCUUCUUUUUGCGGUUGAGAACCAGAUGUCGGAUGUUGUUGAGGUUAUUUGCAGUUCUGUACGUCAUCUUCCACUUGAGGAACGAAUGCCAAUUGUAGACUGUCGCUGUGUCAGUGAUAUUUUCCCCGCCUAUUUGACUCCAAUUAUUUUGGCUUCUCAUAAUAACGAUUUCAAAAUCGUACAGAUUCUUUACGAUAACACAGCCAGAGUGCCAGACCCAGAAAAUGAUUCGGAAAGACUGACUGCGCCAUCAGGGACACUCGAGCGUUCAACUGAAAUGCUGAGUAUGUACACUGCCCUGGCAAGCGAGGCUUACCUGUCUGUCAGCAGCAUCAACCCCAUCGAAUUUGCGUUUGUGCUAACGCUAAAACUGCGAGACUUGAGUAAUUGCGUUGAGGAGUUUAAAAACGACUUCUCCCGGCUUGCUGCACAGGUUGAUGAAUAUGCAGGCAAAUUACUGGGGAAGGCGCGCAGUACUGAAGAG